AUGAUUUCUUAUGAAAAAGAACAAGGAAGAGAAGUGCUGAAUUUCAUCAGACAAGAAAUGGCAAAAAUGAAAGUUGAGGAUGAAAUUGCCAUUUCAUUUAUUUAUUGUUGUUUAAAUAGAAUUAAAGGUACAAAGAACGAAUAUUAUGAACUUGUUCAGAGAUACACCACACCAAGAAAUAGCAAUGAAGCACUACUUUAUGUUCAUUAUAAUCUUCUUGAAGUAAUAGAAAGUAUGAAAAGAAAGAAAGAAGAAGAAACAAUGAAAUAUCUUGAACAAAGUAAUUCAAUUUUAAGUGAAUUUCCAAGAGAUACAACAAAUCCAAACAGUCUAUGGAAAGUAUAUAAUUUUGAAAUUGAAUUAACAGACAUUCAAAAAUUACUUAAUGAAAUAAGUUUAUGUUUAAAGGAAGAUAAAAUAGUAAAUAAUAAUAAAAGAGUGAAUGAGAAAGUUAUUGAAAUGAUGAGGUUAAUAUGUGAUAUAAUUGAAGAAUAUCUUAUUAAGUUUAAUAAAAUUAUACCAAGAGAAACACCAAAAGAAAUAUAUUUUAUUGCACAAAUAAUAGAAAAAUUUGAAGUACCUAAAUAUAUUGGAAAAAUAUUAAUAAGAAUAACAGAAAGUGCAAUAUAUCAAAGAGUAUCACUUCUUGAAAUAACAAGAAUUUAUAGAUGCUAUUCAGGAAUACUUAAUAUUACAGGAACAGAAAUUUUUAAUAUCUUUUAUAAAACUGGAUAUAAAUUAUAUCAAGAAAAAAAAUACUCUGAGGCAAUUAUUGUUCUUAAUACAUUCUUUUCACUCAAGAAAACAACAUUUAAAGAGUUUGAAGAUAAACAUCUUUCAGAAGCAGAAAAAAUAGUAAUGUUAUCAAGAAAAGCAAUUGGAAGAGAAGAAGAAGGAAUUGGUAAUUUAAUAGAAGGAAUUAAGGAAUUGGAAGAUAAAGAAAUAAUAGAAAAAUGGAAGAGAAUGAAAAAAAUAGAUGACAUAAUGAAUAGAACGGUAGAAGCAGAAUAUUGUGUAGAAGAGAUUUUAAGUAGUUUAGAAAGAAGUGGAAGUAAAAUAGCAAGAAAAACUAUUAUAGAACUACUGGAUAUUGGAAUUACAUUUGAACCAAGAAUAAUAAAUAAUAUAACAGAAAAUAAAAAGAAAGUAAUAAAAAGAAUAAGUCAAGAAAUGCAAAAAUAUUAUAAAGAAAAACAUAUACUACCAUUUGAAGUAAUUAGAUUUCAAGUUUAUGAAAUAAUUAUUGAAAAUGAUAUAAACAAAAAAGAAAGAAUAGAAAAUAUUAUUGAAGAAAUUAAGAAGAAGGAAGAAGAACAAAUGUUUAAUAAAACACAAGCAAUUAAUAUUCUUAUUACAUUAGCAAAGUGUUAUUAUUUUAAAUAUGUGAUAAGUCUUUAUAAUAAGGAAAGCAAAAAUAGUGAAGACAUUAUUGAAUUAAUGAAAACACUUAAAUAUUUAAGCACAAUUAAUCAAAAAUGCAGUGAAGAAGAAAUUAAUAAACACAAAAUGGAAAUAUUACCAUUGAUAAUUAUUGUAACAACAUUAUUUGAAAUGUAUGGAGAUCAAACAAAUCAAUUAAGGUGUGUUGAAAACAUCAAAGAAAUAAUAACAAAGAUUUCAAUAACAAAUGAAGAAAGAAUCAGUUGUUAUUUAAAAGUUAUAGAAUGUUAUAUUUCAAUGGGAUAUAUAAAAAGUGGGGAAAUAAUAAAUGAAAGAAUUGAAAAGAUUUAUAAAGGAAUGAAUAUAGAAGAAGAAGAAGUAAAGAAGAAUUAUAUUAUGUAUUUAAUUAUGAAAAUAAGAAUUGGUAUUGAAAGGAUUCAUCAAGAAGAUGGAAAUAUUAAUAAUAUAAUUAAUGAAAUAAAUAUACUAGUUGAAAAUGAGAGUUUUAAGAAAAGAAGUACAGAAUGGGAAAGAAUUGUAAUAGAAACAAAACUGAAAGAUGUCAUUAGUUUAUAUUAUUGUAAAAUAGGAGAAUAUAAUAAAGGAAUUGAAUAUAGGAAAAAAACACUUUGUUUAAUGAAAAGCAUAACGGAAGUAAGAAAUAAAGAAAUUAAAACAAAGAAAGGAAUAUUCUUUUAUACAAUAUAUUCAUUUAUUGGAAAUACAAUUGAAUCAUAUUUAAACUAUGGAUGGAUGUUUGAAAUAAAAAAUAAAUAUAAAGAAGCAAUGAUGUGUUAUGAAGAAGCCGAAAAAAUAGGAAUUGAAACAGGAAGUUUGCUACGAAUUAUAGAAAUAAAAACACACAAAGGAGAAUUAGAAAUGAAAAAGAGAAAUUAUGAAGAAGCCAAAAAAGAGUUUAAAGAAAUAGAUAAUAUUUCAAGUAAAAUUAAAAAAUACGUUUCAGUUAAAAGAAAUAUGAUAAUGACAUUCAUGGAACUAGGAGAUUUAUAUAGAAAAACAAAACAUUAUAAUACAUCAAUGGAAUAUUAUCAAGUAGCAAAAGAAAUAAUAGACCAAUUACUUCAAGAAAAUCUCAUUGAACCAUUUCCUUUAAUACUAAGAGAUUCAACUCAAAGAGAGUAUUUAGUUAGACAAUCUUUAAAAGGAAAAAUUCAAAGAACAAGCAUAGAAAAAGAAGUAGAAAAAGGAAAUAAACAACCAAGAAAUAUGUCAGAAGUAUAUCAAGAAAUCAAAAAUCGAAUAUUGUAUAAAAUAAUUAAACUAAAUAAGAUUAAUACAAGAAAUAAUACAAAUAGUAUUCAAGAAUAUAAAACAUUAUUAGAAUCACCAUUUAAUUCACCAAUAACAAAAGCAUGUAUUUUAAAUCAAAUUGGUAUUAAUCAACUAGAAAAUGAAGAAAAGAAAGAAGGACUUAAAACAUUUGAAGAAGCACUUUCAAUUGCUGAAAAGUAUUGUGAACCAACACUUAUUCAUUGUAUUAUGCAUAAUAUUCUUAGGUGUAAUGUUUUAAAUAAUAAGAAAUGUUAUUACCAUGCAAUGUCUAUUGGAAUUACAUAUAGACAAAGAGAAAGUACAAAAUAUGGAAUAAGAAUAGAAGAAAAUACAACAAUUAAAGAUAUUGAUAAACAUUUACCAAAAGAAUGGACAAUUAUUUGUUUGACAAUAGAUGAAAUAGAAAAAGCUAUUGUUAUUAGUAAUAUAAACAAAACAUAUAAUGGAAUUAAUGGAAGAAGAAUAAUAAAGAAAGGAAAAGAAAAUGCAAUUGAAAAAGAAAUAGAAAGAAUAGAAAUAAUCAAAAAAGAAAUUCAAAAUAUUUUUAGUGAAAUAAAAGGAAAAGAAAUGACAGAAAAUGAGAAAAGACAACAUUGGAGAAAAGUAUUUGAUAUUGAUAAUAGAAUUAAAGACAUUUGUUAUUCAUUAGAAAAGAAAGUAUUAGGAUGGUUAAGAAUUAUAUUUUAUCCAAGAAAUUAUCAUAGAACAAAAUAUUAUGAUAAUCUCUUAUAUUCAAUAAUAAAAAAUAUAACAAAUAAAGAAAUUAUAGAAAUUGAUAUUUUGUAUUUACUUAUUAGUCAAAUUAAUAGAUUAAAUCAUGAAGAAAUUGUAGAAUGUCUUAAUUAUGUAAUAGGAAAUGAAAUUAAACCAUUAGUCAUGGAAAUGUUAAUUAAUCAAAUUAAAAAUGUUAAAUUAGAAGAAACAAUUGAAAUAGAAAAUAAAAGUAUUUUAUUAAUUCUUGAUAAACAAUUACAUUGUCUUCCAUGGGAAUCAAUGCCUACAUUUGAUAAUAUCAUGAUUACAAGAAUCCCAGCAAUCGAACCAUUUCUAAGUACAAAAAUACAAGAUAUCAAUGACACAAUUCCAGGAAUUUUAUUUAAUGGAAAAAGAGGAUAUUAUAUUCUUAAUCCAACACAUGAUUUAACUAAAACACAAAAUAAAAUAUUACCAAUAAUUAAAGAAUUGAAAUGGAAUGGAGUUUUUAAUCAAAUCCCAAAAGAGGAAGAUAUUUUAAAAGGAUUAUAUGAAAAUGAUAUAAUGUUAUAUUGUGGUCAUGGAAGUGGAGAACAAUUUAUUCAUGGAAAAAAAAUUCAAACAUUAAAGAAGUGUGGAAUUGCACUUCUAAUGGGAUGUAACUCUGCUGAACUUCACCAACAAGGUGAAUUUGAGCCAUCUGGGUUAGUAAUUGAUUAUCUUGAAGCAGGCUCUCCUCUUGUGUGUGGAAAUUUAUGGAGUGUUCCAGACAAUGAUUUAGAUAAUAUCACAAUUGAAAUAUUAAAUUGGAUAAAAUCAAAUUCAUCAGAACAACAAUAUUUAAUGAAUGUCCUUAAUAAAGCUAAAACAAAAUGUGUCUGUAGAUAUUUUAUGGGUGCUUCAAUAGUGUGUUAUGGUAUUUCUGUAUUAAAGAGAAAGAAUAAAGAGUCAAUUCUUAUUAAAGAUGACACACCACAACAAUUAUAA
Entamoeba histolytica HM-1:IMSS is the source of this 4353-nucleotide messenger RNA. Its product is annotated as separin, putative. Gene Ontology annotation, biological process: proteolysis; meiotic chromosome separation. The transcript has a single exon. The record is from RefSeq and is a predicted model, not a curated record. Gene Ontology annotation, cellular component: cytoplasm; mitotic spindle; centrosome. Bases 1 to 4353 code for a protein of 1450 amino acids. Gene Ontology annotation, molecular function: cysteine-type endopeptidase activity; protein binding. Lineage: Eukaryota; Evosea; Mastigamoebida; Endamoebidae.